Messenger RNA from Daphnia magna, 2997 nucleotides. RefSeq lists its product as uncharacterized. Bases 1 to 2997 code for a protein of 998 amino acids. Gene Ontology annotation, molecular function: translation initiation factor activity; mRNA binding; protein binding. The record is from RefSeq and is a predicted model, not a curated record. Lineage: Eukaryota; Metazoa; Arthropoda; Branchiopoda; Diplostraca; Daphniidae. The transcript has a single exon. Gene Ontology annotation, cellular component: eukaryotic translation initiation factor 4F complex.
AUGGCUUUCAAAGAGUUAAUCCUUUAUUUUCUUCCUACGUGGAUUUUCGGAUCCGCCGACCCAACCGCUGCCGAUAAGGUACGGUCCCAACCAGACGGUCAAUCGACACAUAAGUCAAACAAGAAAGAAACCCAGACAUCAAACCAGAAAGAAACCCAGACAUCAAACCAGAAAUCAACCCAGCAAGAGUUUUCCACCAGCCAGACCACUUGCCCGAUUAGUAAGGCCUGUCAACAUCUGCCGAAUGAAAGGGACAAGAGAGUUAACAAAACUGACGCUGCCCCUUCACAAAACAUAAAUGAUGAUGUGGAGGAAAUUACCCAGCUGCAGCAGCAAGUUUUCGAAAUUACAAUGGCUCGCGACAAUCUUCAGGAGGAAAACGAGAAAUUGCGCAAUGACUUGAGCUAUCGAGAAAAAGAACAUCAGGAACAGUUAGAAAAUCUGAAAUGUCAGCGAAUCUUGCUAGAGGACAAAACGACCCAGCUUUUGGCCCAAAAAGACCAGGAGUUGGAGAACACAAGGAAACUCCAACCGUUCCAUGAUGCUCUUCACAAAGAAAUCUCCAAACUUCGUAGCGAUCUGAAACAAAAAACAGAGAAAUAUCAGAAGGAAUUUGAAAAACUGAGGCAGCGUUACGCCCUGCUGAACCAAAAGCGAACUCAGGCAUUGGCUUUGAAGGACCUGCAGUUGGAGAGGGCGCGAACAUUCCUUUCAGAUCAAGACCGUUUAAUUAAACAAAUGCAAGAAGAAAUUGUCCAACUACGAAAAUCCAACAAAGAACUUACUGGAAAGCUUGCGAAGAUCGAAGCCAAUUCGUCUCCUGCUGGCCAAAUUCAUCAAGAGCAGAUCAAGGAGCCCGAAGUAGCUGUUUUUGCACCACCAAGUAUCCAGCGACAAGAUAUCGAAGCUGAACCAAACACUCUUCCGGUAACAAAGACAACGAGAAGGGUGUAUGAUCGGCGUGCGCUCAUGGAACUGAAAGACAGCGUUGGGACCACCAACAUCAAAAGUCUGCUAUAUUUCGGUAUUCUUCGUGAUUCACACAGUGAAAAAUCAACCCCGACCAACCAGGGAGUUGAAUUUAUGACUCGUUCUUAUCACCCACUGUUCCCAGCAAUGGAACAUGGUCAACCAAGAAAACGAGAAAUAAGACUGAUGAGUUCACAGGAGGAGCCGAGAAAGGCAAACAAUCCCAAUGUUUGGAUACCCAAAAGGCUGUCUGCAAAAUCUGAGGACGGCAACAAGACAUCUAGCGAAGAGAUUUUGAGAACCAUUCGUGGAAUCUUAAAUAAGCUUACACCAUCCAACUACCAGCGCUUAUUAGCAAAGAUACAAGAAACCAAUAUUGACAGCCAAGAUUGUUUGGCCGGGGUCAUCAGAAUCUUUUUUGCAAAAGCGGUCGAGGAAUCCAUUUUUGCCUCCAUCUACGCAAACAUGUGUUUGGCACUAUCGACCAAAGACGUUGCAUCUUCAUCCAAUCCUGCGGAAACGAUUAACUUCCGCAAGCUGAUCCUAUCCCAUUGCCAGAGGGAAUUUGAAAAGGAUAGUGCGGGAUUAGUCAAGACAGAACAGAAACGACUUGAGUUUGAAAACGCCGAAACCGAAACAGAAAAGCAUAAGUUACAAGAGGAAUUAAAGGAACUCGUUGACAAGAAUAGAAGAACAUCGUUUGGAAACAUAAUAUUCAUUGGCGAACUAUUCAAAGUCAAUGUUAUUUCUUCGAACGUUAUGCAUCAAUGCAUUCGAAAGUUACUGAGUCACAAGGAAGACGAAGACUCGAUUGAGUGUCUCUGCAAGCUGCUGACCACCGUUGGCAAGCAAUUAGAGAGUUCUACACUUCCAGACAAUGGAGUUAGGCCAAAUUUUACCAACGCUCAAAUUAUGACCUCAUACAUCCAAACUUUACAGACUAUAGCUGGUGAGCGGAAAGUAUCUAGCCGUAUCCGCUUCAUGAUUCAAGAUGUAGUAGAUCUACGCAAAACUGGAUGGAAACCUCGUCGAGCGGAAAACGGACCCAGAACAAUCGAGGAGAUACAUAAAGAAAUUAACCAAGAGCUUGAGGGACAGCAAAAACAGUUACCUGUUCCGCAAAAACAAGGGCAAAUACUAAAAGAAUCCCGACCUGUCAAACAAGUUAAGGACACGAUAAACAACAGAACGCCUAAAGUGCCCACUUCCCAAGCCAGGAUACAAGGUAGUGGUUCAAUGAAACCAAAUGUCAACUCGAAUCCGUUUCAACUACUGGCGGAUGAAUGUGAGAAAUCAGUGGACAAACAGCUUCCACCCGUAGAAAAUGACGAACAGGAAGGUAUCGCGUUUACAGAGAUCAAAAAGUUUUUCGCUGAUGAAAAGGCAAAGAAAACCAAGAAUCCUGUACCGAACUUGGACUGUAAAGUCAAAGGCGAUAUGAAAGAGAAGCUUCUUGAUCAGGAGGAACAACAACCCCCUCUUCCUUGCCCAAAAAAUACACAAAAAGGCAAGCCCAGCAACGCAAGAACUAACGUGCCAGUAAAUACCAGAGCCCAAACGGUGAAUCCAAACAGCGUUUCAACACCAAAUUUUAAAAUCGUUACCGCGCAAAUAAAAAUGGAGACAUUCCCUGAUAAGGUGAUGCUGCUAAAAGUAUCCCAGGGAAAUUACCCACACAUUGUUGGCAAAGGAGGUAAAAACAUAGAUCGCGUCAACUUAAAAUUUGGUGUACGAAUACAGACAAAAGUAGGAGAAUCUGUCCGUCGUGAUUACAACUUCACAAUAUCGGGAAAUGAUGCAGAAAACCGUAAGGCGGCUGCGAAGGACCUUCUUGACGGGCUUCCUGUUCGUUUGGAAUGUCCUGACCUAACCUUGGAUGGUGUUGACAACUUAAAAAUCAAGCAAAUGAAUAAGGAGCUUUCGGUUGAAAUAAACCGACCCUCUUCUCCCACCGGGAAGGUUACGAUUUACGGCAAGAUCAACAACUGUAAGCUUGCCUACGAACAACUAACAUCAAUCGGCAAAUAA